GGGCGCGCGGUGGCAAGAUGGCGCAGGACAAAGAGAAAAAGAAGAAAGGAAGCAUCUUGGACUUGUCUAAGUACAUUGACAAGACCAUCCGAGUGAAGUUCCAGGGUGGCCGGGAAGCCAGCGGGAUCCUGAAAGGGUUUGACCCACUGCUCAACCUGGUGCUGGAUGGAACCAUCGAGUACAUGCGAGACCCCGAUGACCAGUACAAGCUGACGGAGGACACACGGCAGCUGGGGCUCGUGGUGUGCCGUGGCACCUCGGUGGUGCUUAUCUGCCCACAGGAUGGCAUGGAAGCUAUCCCCAACCCGUUUGUGCAGCAGCAGGAUGCUUAGCAGGCGGAGGGCAACCUCACCCUGGGCCCUCCCUUCCUAUGUGAGCUUCCGUUUGGUGUUUUGGUUUCUGUUUUUUUUAUUUUGUUUUUUUAAUAAAAUUGCCAACUUGA
Molecule: messenger RNA, 442 nt
Organism: Myodes glareolus (Bank vole)
Lineage: Eukaryota; Metazoa; Chordata; Mammalia; Rodentia; Cricetidae
Source: RefSeq, a predicted model, not a curated record